Molecule: messenger RNA, 504 nt
Organism: Nannochloropsis gaditana CCMP526
Product: myb domain-containing protein
Exons: 4
Coding region: 1-504 (167 amino acids)
Biological process (GO): chromatin remodeling
Cellular component (GO): chromatin; nucleus
Molecular function (GO): chromatin binding; DNA binding; ATP-dependent chromatin remodeler activity
Source: RefSeq, a predicted model, not a curated record
AUGAAGGAAGACGUGGAGAAGGGUCUUCCCCCCAAGGAGGAGACCAUCAUCGACGUGGAGCUCACGGGCGUGCAAAAACAAUAUUACAGGGCAAUCUACGAGAAGAACGUGGAAUUCCUCCUGGGGGGCCGGAAGGCCGUCGACGGGCCCAGCCUGAUGAACCUGUGCAUGGAGCUCCGAAAGUGCUGCAACCACCCUUUCUUGAACAAGGGAGUGGAGCUGGACAUCCGGAGCCACGCAGAGGCCACGGGCAAAGUCUACACCUCUGACGCGGACCUGCUGCUCGUGCUCUUGGACAAACUGCUGCCCCGCCUCCAAGCAAACGGACAUCGGGUCUUGCUCUUCAGCCAGUUCAAAAUCAUGUUGGAUAUCCUCGAAGAUUAUUUGGAAGGGAGAAAAUUUUCCUUUGGACGGAUCGAUGGAACGGUCACGGGAGAGAAACGACAGCAGAUGGAUCGAUGGGAGUGGGAAAAAAUCCGUCGAACAUGCGUUCGGCAGGAGUGA